UAGACAAGUCUCUCUUCACAAUUCAGUCCACUACAUACAACGCAGCACUGAACACGUCCCUAAUAAUUUCAAUCACAUAACGCCGCCAUCAAAUUAUUAAAUUUUUCGUGUGCAUAUUUCUUCUCGAGAAAUUACGUAGGAUCAUGGCUUACGGAGGAUGUGAAUUAGCCAGUCGGGUUUUACAUCAUUACAAAAAGAUCUUUGAUCUUGAAACCUCUCUGGAAAACGCGGACAGUUAUUCGCUCCAAGAAUUGUUUAACUUAUCGCAUAAAGGACGCGGAACCGACUUCGUCUUCAUUUUCAAUGGCGAAUUCAACAAUAAAAACAUGUGGAUUUACGUGAAAGAAUCUGUCGUCGCGGCUGGGUCGGAGGUCCUGGCCAAAAUUAUGAAGACACGAAGAGCCCAGGACAUAAGCGGACGGGCGGUCGAGAACUAUUACGCCAUGUUGGAUGAGUCGACUGGGUACAGGGACCUGGAUAUGGUUCAGUUUAAGAGGAUGAUUGAGUAUUUAUACACCGGAAAGGUGGAAAGCCUUCCGGACGACGCCAGCUAUGAAGAGCUUUGUAAACUUUCAACAAUGACGAGUUUAUUUUUGGUGCGUCCACUUGUGGCAUGUUGCCAGAAGAAAUCGAUGAUGAUGCGAAGGGGCUUGGUGAGACCGGAAGUUGAGGCCAUGAAUGAGAAAAACCCGGGUAACAGCGGGGAGAUUGUGCGGGCCCCCGAAUCGGGCAAGGCGUUGGGAUGGAAGGCGAAAUUGAAGCAGGAAAUUCUUGCCCAAGUCAAACAGGAAGUCGUUGAGCAACUCAGGGAUGAAAUGUUGGCCGAAAUUCGGGCGGAAUUUUAAACUAUGACUACUUCCGAGGAUUAAGAAGAUUUUGUACGAGAUAAAUACGAAUUUGAUCAGGAUUUUUUUUAUUCAGUUUGAUUAUUAUGUAUGCAUGAAAUGAGACUGAACCAAGAUGAGAUAAAAUAAAAUCACGAGAUUGUCAUCACUUUAAAA
Molecule: messenger RNA, 1001 nt
Organism: Folsomia candida
Lineage: Eukaryota; Metazoa; Arthropoda; Collembola; Entomobryomorpha; Isotomidae
Exons: 4
Coding region: 144-845 (233 amino acids)
Molecular function (GO): protein binding
Source: RefSeq, a predicted model, not a curated record